This is a messenger RNA of Periophthalmus magnuspinnatus, 1794 nucleotides long. It is a transcript of the gene eapp, whose product is annotated as e2f-associated phosphoprotein. Gene Ontology annotation, biological process: positive regulation of cell population proliferation. Gene Ontology annotation, cellular component: nucleus. Lineage: Eukaryota; Metazoa; Chordata; Actinopteri; Gobiiformes; Gobiidae. The transcript is spliced from 6 exons. Bases 91 to 1068 code for a protein of 325 amino acids. The record is from RefSeq and is a predicted model, not a curated record.
AGCGGAAGCGGAAGUGGCAGUCUCGCGGUGAAACAGGAACUGCCGCAGUUUAAGCUAAAAACACAAAUAAAACGCCAUAAAACCGUGAAAAUGGACAAAAUGAGCAGGUCCCAGGAGUUUGACUCAUAUGAAAUCGAGGAGCCGAGUGACGAGGAGCGAGCCCAGAGCAGCUCUGAGGAUGAGUUGGAGGUGUUGCUAAAUGGCACUCCACAGCAGAAAAAGAAGCUGAUCCGUGAGUACCUGACCGGAGAGAGCGAGUCAUCCAGCGCAGACGAGUUUGAGAAGGAGAUGGAGGCGGAACUCAGCUCCACAAUGAAGGACAUGGAGGGCUCCUGGGGCCCCAGGACCAGUGCACCAGGGCAGGCGGGGACAUCAGGAGGAGGAGGGGCAAACCCUCAAAUGUACGACAAGAUUUACUUUGACUCGGACUCAGAGGAAGAAGACACAGCCAGCAGUUCGACUGGAAAGAGGCGGAGACAGCGGAUGGUUCUGACCAAUGAUGAGCUUCUGUAUGACCCAGACGAAGACGAUCGGGACCAGGCCUGGGUUGACAACAAGAGGAGACAGUACCAGAGCAGACGUCGGCCCCCUGGUGGUGCAGGAGCAGCGGUGCGCUCACAGGGCCUCUGCAGCAGUGACGCUGUGUUAAACUGUCCAGCCUGUAUGAUCACACUCUGCCUUGACUGUCAGAGACAUGAAAAGUACCGAACUCAGUACAGAGCCAUGUUUGUGAUGAACUGCACCGUGAAAAAAGACGAGGUCCUGAGAUACAAAACCCAACCGGAUCCACGGAAGUUCAGGAACAGACGCAAACGUAAAGCUCCAGGAACCCAAACUGGACCGGAACUAGACCAGGGACUAAACCAGGGACAAAACCAAGGACUAAACCAGGACCAGGGAAUGAAUCGAGGACUGAAGCAGGACCAGAGACCGGACCAGAGACCAGAGGGGCUGGACUCGGAUGAGGUCUACCAUCCUGUGCAAUGCUCCGAAUGCUCCACGGAAGUUGCUGUUUUUGACAAAGACGAAGUUUAUCAUUUCUUCAACAUCCUUGCCAGUCACUGCUAACACUACGAGCUAACAUCACUGCUAACACUGACAGCUAAUGGUCUAACAGUCAUUGCCUGAUGUUGGUCCAUUUUCAUUAAACUCAUGUGCUCAGUUUAAAUAUAUAUAUGACAUUUUACAGAGUUUAUUCUUAGAAAAAGGAACAAAAUGAUUGUUUUUGCUCAUGAGUUUCAAAAUGUGAUGUUUUACGUCUGCAUUCAUACUUAACUACACUCUGCUCCAUUUAAAUGUAGUUUAAAUAUAUAAUGUGGUUGAGAAAGUAUUUAUCUUAAAGCGGUUUAUAUUCAAAAAGUAAAUUCAAACAAAUGUCAGUAAUGAGGUUUGUCCCAAGUACAGUUACUAUAACAACAUCAGCCGUACGCCAAAGUAUACGGGCAUGCUCAUUUUGGAUAUUGUGCCAAAUCGGGUAAUGAUGGACCAAACUAAUGAUGCUAGCAGUCUGGGCUAAGAGGAGCACCGCCAAAACAAAAGACUGUUAACAUUUGAUUUUACUGUUUCAAACGUUUGAGUUUUUGGAGUAAAGUGAUGCCUUAUUUUAAAUUUUUUUCAAUUGAAUUUCAAUUUUAUUGUUGCUUUUGUAUAGCCUCACAUCUCCUGGUUUUGUACAGGUGUGUUUCUGAUAUUUCAAGUUUGCUCAGAAAAUCAAAUAUAUUUCCUAUCUUUAUUAGGGAGUAUUAUACAAAAUUGUUCUACAGUUUUCUCAUUAAAUUCAUGCCUGAAGAGGUU